UUGUCGCAGACAGUCGUUAGUUCGCGUUUGGUUUAUUUUAAAAUGUAUUCCCUUCGCGUAAUAAACUAAAAUAGUGUUUGUGAUUUGUAUGCUAUAUAUUCUGUAAAGCAUUAACAAUGUUUCGAAGUGAGGAGAUGGUGCUGUGUCAGCUCUUCGUACAGCCGGAAGCAGCUUACGUAUCGAUGUAUGAGCUGGGGGAAGCUGGCAUCGCUCAGUUCAGAGAUCUAAACCCCCACGUGAAUGAUUUUCAUCGUCGCUAUGUAACGGAAGUUCGUCGUUGUAGCGAGAUGGAACGGAAACUGCGAUGGGUCAGCGGCGAGUUGGCAGAACCGCCGCCCCCUCCCAAACCCGCGCCCAGGAUAAUGAGCCCUCGAGAGAUUAACAUAUUAGAGGAAAGAAUUGACUUCAUAGAAUCAGAGAUACAAGAAAUAACAAGAAACGCACAGAACCUAAAAACGGACUAUCUAUCGCUGAUCGAACUGAAAAUCCUUAUUGAGAAAACUCAAACGUUUUUCCAAGACCACAGCGCUCAUAGAAAAAUUUCUGCUUCAGUGCAAGUAUACAAUAACGAGGGAGUGGGGGGACAUUUGGGAUUCAUAGCUGGUGUCGUGGCGACACCAAGAGUUGCAUCCUUUGAGAGAAUGCUCUGGAGGAUUUCACAUGGCAACAUUUUCUUUAAGCAAGCGCAAAUUGAGGAGCCGUUAAAAGAUCCUGUGACGGGUCACGAACUACAAAAGACAGUUUUUGUUGUAUUUUUCCAUGGAGAGCAAAUUAAGUUACGAGUAAAGAAAGUGUGUACUGGGUUUCAAGCUACACUCUACCCGUGUCCGGCUACAUAUAAGGACCAACAGGACAUGUUAGCUGGAGUCGAAAGCAGAAUUAAGGAUUUGGAAAUGGUCCUCGAACAGACUGAACAACAUAGGAAACUGGUGUUAGCCAACAUAGCCAGAGACCUUAGUACCUGGAUGGUAGCGGUGAGGAAAGAGAAGGCAAUAUAUCACACUUUAAAUAUGUUUAGUAUGGAUAUUAUCAAGAAGUGCCUAAUAGCUGAGUGCUGGGUUCCGAAGCAGGAUUUACCACUCUUACAGAAGGCUUUGGAUGAUGGCGUGAAAGUAAGCGGUAGUCCAAUUCCGUCGAUUUUGAACCCGGUAGGCAGUCACGAAACUCCGCCUACCUUCAACAGAACUAACAAAUUCACGCGCGGAUUUCAGAACCUCAUUGAUUCCUAUGGAAUCGCUAGCUAUAGAGAAGUUAAUCCAGCUUUAUACACAAUAAUAACAUUCCCCUUUCUCUUCGCUGUGAUGUUCGGCGAUAUGGGACACGGUCUUAUCAUGACAAUUUUUGCCGCAAUUAUCAUAAUCUUCGAGAAAUCCUUAUCAAAAAAAAAGUCAGACAACGAAAUAUGGAACAUAUUCUUUGGCGGGAGAUAUAUUAUAUUAUUAAUGGGAAUAUUCUCAAUGUAUACGGGGUUGAUAUACAAUGAUAUUUUCUCGAAAUCCCUUAAUAUAUUUGGGAGUAGUUGGAAGAACGUGUACGAUAAUGAGACUUUGGUUAAACAUAAGAUGUUGGAUCUGGACCCAGCUGUUGCAUAUACGCAGACACCAUAUCCUUUGGGGAUCGAUCCAGCUUGGCAGUUCGCAUCAAACAACAUAAUAUUCUUAAAUUCGUUCAAAAUGAAGCUCUCAAUAAUAUUCGGUGUGAUCCACAUGGCGUUUGGUGUGUCAUUGAGUGUGGUAAACUUCAAAUUCUUCUCGAAACCGUACAUGAUAUUCCUCCAGUACAUCCCCCAAAUUCUAUUCUUGCUUCUUCUCUUCUGGUACCUUUGCAUCAUGAUGUUUAUGAAAUGGAUCAUGUACUCCACUGUGGCUGAAGACCCCGCAUUAGGUUCCGCGUGUGCUCCAUCAGUUUUGAUAAUGUUUAUAAACAUGAUGCUGCUGAAGAGCACAGAAGUGCGUUGGCCGUGUCAGCCAUUUAUGUAUGAGGGGCAAAAUGCUUUGCAAAGGACAUUUUUAGCUGUGGCUUUCCUGUGUAUUCCUGUUAUGCUGUUUGGAAAACCAGUUUAUCAAAUUAUAAAGAAACGAAAACAUAUUUCGGGAGUGGAAGAAGGGGAAGGUGAGAAAGUAGAAGAGCAAGAAGAGAUGGGUGAGAUGAUGAUAACACAGGCAAUUCACACUAUAGAAUACGUGUUGGGCGCUGUCUCCCACACGGCCUCUUAUCUUCGUCUUUGGGCUUUAUCGUUGGCUCAUGCACAACUCUCAGCGGUGUUAUGGCAGCGGCUCCUACGCAUGGGUUUAGGCGGUGGUCCACCAGUUAUGGCAAUAGCGUUAUAUAUGAUAUUUGGAGUUUGGGCCUUUUUCACGAUCGCUAUCCUUGUGCUUAUGGAGGGACUCUCUGCGUUCCUUCAUACACUUAGAUUACACUGGGUGGAGUUCAUGAGUAAAUUCUACGAAGGCCAAGGUUACGCUUUCUUGCCAUUCUCUUUCGCGGUGAUCCUGGAACAUGAUGAGGAGGACGUAAAGGUUAAGCCUACUGCUACUCAAUGACACAUAUAUAAUACAGAGCAUAGCUCACAAGAUACAUUACACUCAGAUAUAGAACAUAGAACUUGGUCCAGACAUUUUAUUGACGAGUGAUGGUCGGUGAUUGAUAUGAUGAUCGUGAAUGUUGAUUUAACAAGAAUAAGAUUGAAUAAAAAUUUAACUUAUGUUUAAUUAAGAAAAUGUUUUGUUGCAUGAAUUCCUAUUUUAUAAGAGUUAAAAAUAGCAGAUUUGAAAACGUAUAUAGCUUUAUAUAACUUUGAUAUAUGACAAAAACUUUGUUGAGAACAUAGAAUUGGUUAUAAAUAUUCGUAUCAAAGCCAAAACAUUAAAGCUUGCAGAUUCAAUGAUUUAGUACAUUCAUUAAAAAAAUUAGUAAAUUAUAAUUCGUAGAUAUGUUAUACGAUCAUCACUGCCGUACAAAUUGAAUAAUUUUAGUUUUAUUAAUAGUAAAGUAUACUAUAAGAACAUUUUGGGAUUGAAUUGUAUAUUUAAGAUUAUAUUUAGUAAUUUAAUAUAUUCAUGGCAAUGCACUCAAAGACGGUAAGUUAUACAGUUUUAAUCAUAAUAAUUGUACCUAAAUUCUGAUAAUACUUAAAUCUGAAAACAUAUGGUCUUGUAAAUACACUCAAAUUGUCAAUUCACUUAAUAACAUUUUUUAAAUUAGAUUGAGCGUAAUUUAGAAUUAAAGUUUUACCAAAGACUAGUUAUGUAACUUAGUGCCUUGGCUAUAUUUCGGAACUUCGAUAAAAU
Messenger RNA from Pieris brassicae (large cabbage white), 3290 nucleotides. RefSeq names its product V-type proton ATPase 116 kDa subunit a1-like. Bases 117 to 2543 code for a protein of 808 amino acids. Gene Ontology annotation, molecular function: ATPase binding; proton-transporting ATPase activity, rotational mechanism. NCBI's taxonomy places the organism in Eukaryota, Metazoa, Arthropoda, Insecta, Lepidoptera, Pieridae. Gene Ontology annotation, cellular component: vacuolar proton-transporting V-type ATPase complex; plasma membrane; vacuolar proton-transporting V-type ATPase, V0 domain. The record is from RefSeq and is a predicted model, not a curated record. The transcript is spliced from 14 exons. Gene Ontology annotation, biological process: vacuolar acidification; proton transmembrane transport.